CGAAGCCUCUAGACCUUCAAAAUUCCAUACUCCCUCUUAAAAGCCCCCCAAUCCUCCAAUCCUUGCUUACUUCAUAACCUUUUUAACUUUCUCUCUCUCUCUGCAAGGACACAAAAACCAAGCAGCACAAGGGGUUGGCACAAAAACAUGGGCACUUUGGUGGGGCAUGUAGCACCUGGAUUUGGUUUCUUUGUCAUUGGGCUAUGGCACCUGCUUAACCAUAUCAAACUCUAUUAUCUCCAACCAAAAUCGUACACCUCUUUGCCAUGGUUUCCCACUUCCAAAAUAAGGUACUUAGAGCUCUUCUUCAUCAUGGGAGGUUGCUCCAUGUCCAUAGCCAUGGAGCUUUUCAUUGGCCCCAAACGACAUCAACCGUUUGACCCCGAUGGCACCAUCCCCUCCAACCAUCUCCACAACUUUGAGCACUCCAACAUAUCAGUAACUUUCUUUGUUUAUGCAGCUUUCUCUCUCCUCCUCGACAAAAUUGGGCCUCCGGCCCAAUACAGCCUUUCCCAAUUGCUUGGAGCCAUUGCAUUCGGCCAACAACUCCUCCUCUUCCACUUCCACUCUGCUGAUCACAUGGGUGUUGAGGGCCGAUACCAUUGGCUUCUUCAAAUUGUCAUCUUUUUAUCUCUCCUCACCACCCUUAUUGGCAUAGGGUACCCUAACAGUUUCUUGGUCAGCUUUGUGAGGUCUCUGAGUAUUCUGUUCCAAGGGUUGUGGCUCAUAGCCAUGGGGUUUAUGCUUUGGACACCAGAAUUAAUACCUAAAGGUUGCUUCAUGAACUUGGAAGAAGGUCACCAAGUUGUUAGAUGUCAUGGCAAUGAAGCGCUCGAGCGUGCCAAAUCACUAGUGAACAUCCAAUUCAGCUGGUACUUAAUCGGAGUAACGAUUUUCGGGGUAUCGCUUUAUUUGAUUUUGCAUCAAAUUUAUGGCAAAAAGAUCGAAUAUGAAUCACUAGCAAAAUAUGAAGAGCAAGAAGAGGGAAAUUAUGAUGUUGAAGCCCAAAAAAACAGCAAACUCGGCGAGUCAAAGAGUUCUGUUCACAUGGGAAAAGUGUUUGCGCCAAUGGACAUAGAAAGGUAAAGAGAGAAAGCAAAAAAGAAGAGCUAGAUAUGAUUAGGGGUGUGUCAAAAUUAGGUAAAUGGGUGUCCACUUUGUUUAAUAAAGCUUACAAUAAUGAAGGCUUAAUAAAAGCAAUGUCCUAUGGGAAGAAAAGUGUGAGGGGAAAGGGUGUCAUAUUGUUUAGUUUGCAUAUAUUGAUGGCUUGUAGAAUUAUAGGGUGAGCUAAUGGUGUUUGUAUGUAAUAGAGGAAAUUAAGUAUAGGGGAAGUUUGUUAAUUGUUUCUUGAAAGUCUACAAUUUGUAAAGGUCUUUGUUAUAUUUGAUUUUAGAAAAAAGCCUAUU
Messenger RNA from Ilex paraguariensis (yerba mate), 1406 nucleotides. The record is from the annotation of a GenBank genome assembly. Lineage: Eukaryota; Viridiplantae; Streptophyta; Magnoliopsida; Aquifoliales; Aquifoliaceae.